Molecule: messenger RNA, 554 nt
Organism: Drosophila elegans
Lineage: Eukaryota; Metazoa; Arthropoda; Insecta; Diptera; Drosophilidae
Product: acylphosphatase-2
Exons: 4
Coding region: 95-403 (102 amino acids)
Molecular function (GO): acylphosphatase activity
Source: RefSeq, a predicted model, not a curated record
UUUGGUUGGCAGAUCUUUGGGUUUAUUGUGUUUAUUGAUAUUGCCAGGCUCUGGUAGUUCAGAGGAGCUUCGAAAACUAGAUCCCGACGACAUAAUGGCAGGAUCUGAAGUUGUCAAGCAGUUGUUCGCCUGCAAUUUCGAGGUGUUUGGACGAGUGCAAGGUGUAUUUUUUCGCAAGUACACCGAAAAGGCGGCGAAUAACUUGGGUGUCAAAGGCUGGUGUAUGAAUACACAGGAUGGAACGGUCAAAGGACAAUUGGAGGCUCCCCUGGCGGAGCUUAAUGAAAUGAAACAUUGGCUCCAGACCAAAGGAAGUCCCAGUUCGAAGAUCUCCAAGGCAGAGUUCACACCAGCGCGGGAAAUCAAUGCAUAUACUUUUAAUAGUUUCGAUAUUAGACGUUAGAACAGUUUUCAAGCAAAUGGAGGCUUUAUUUAAAAAAAAAAAACCCUAAAAAGUACCACACCAAAUAUAUGUACAUAGUUCAAAACAUAAACAAAACUCGGGAACGGCGCAGACUUGCAUUUUGUGUUUGCCCCGCCGCUGAAAUUAAGUA